Molecule: messenger RNA, 552 nt
Organism: Strongyloides ratti
Lineage: Eukaryota; Metazoa; Nematoda; Chromadorea; Rhabditida; Strongyloididae
Exons: 1
Coding region: 1-552 (183 amino acids)
Source: RefSeq, a predicted model, not a curated record
AUGUCAAAAAAUAAAUUGACAACAUCCGUUUCCUUAUUAUUUUUUAUAAUAAAUAUUAAAAUUGUCAAUGGGAUAAAAUGUUAUUGUACAGAUGAAACAUGUUCACCUUAUGGUGCAUGUGAAGCAAAUUUAUGUUUAGUUGGUAUAACAAAAAAUACAAAUUCAGUAAUAAGAACGUGCGCAAAUGAUGUUCGUAUGCCAUUAGGUUGCCGACAACAAGUUGAUAGUAAAUGGUCUGAUUUAUGUGCUUGUGAUCAACAUUUUUGUAAUACAUUUUCAUAUCUUAGAACACAAUCACGUAGAGAUACUGGACCUAAUUCUGGAUAUCAUGAUAUUCAACAAAAAAUAGGUCCUGAUAUAUCAAGUGAUGAUGCAUUAGUAUUUCAAAGAGUUGAUACACCAGAUUAUGAUUUUCCCGGUUUACCAAAUCCAAAUGCACCAUUAUCAACAAAAACAUCUUUAUUAACACUAUUGUUAGUUGUUGUACCAUUAUCUGUGGGAGCAGCAGCUGUUAUUGUCGUUGCAUUCAAUUAUUAUUGUCAUUUAUGUUAA